UUGUUACCUUCAAUAAUGCUGCUCUUGAACCUCAUUGAAGUUAGUCUGUAGUAAGAGUAAGAAAAGUGAUUUUCCUUGAAUUGCUUGAGAUUGUUAACUUGUUUUCUCAGCAACUGAUUCAUGAUCAUAUUGAAUAGCUUCAGAUUUCAUAUGUUUGACUCACAACAGACUUUCUUCAUGUUUUCCUUUUGUUCUCAAGCUUGAUGGGACUUUAUCUAUACCCUUUCUUAAUGUCUUAUAAUUUUUAGUUUAUUUCUUUUCUUGUCUAUUUUGUCCCUUUACUCACUGAAUUCAUCAUUAUAUUAUAUCAACAUUAUCACCAACAAUAUCAUCAAAUCGUCAACUUGAUUCUCUCUUCUUAUGGUUUGAUUACCUCUUCAGGUUACCAACUUUUAAUUGUCUUGUCAUAUGUGUCACGUUGUGUUGUCAUAAAGACUCGAUAUCGAUUUAAUUUAAAUGUAUUUGCCCAUUAGAUGUAUUUCAUCUACUACUGUGCGAUUUAAGUCAAUCAACAUAUUGGUAAAACGUUACAACAUUUGACAAUGAAAAAGAGAGAGAGACAAAGAUUGUGAAAAAUACCACAACUCACUCACAUCGCAUAUAAACCUUAUAACUCACUUAUUUCAUCCAUUGGUUUACUUGUAAUUUUUAUUUAUCAUUUUCAUCUAUUACAAUUUUAUUGAAGGAGUGAAUUUCAACAUCAUCAUCACAAAGUACCCUCCUGUCAGGAAACUACACUGUUAUUGAAUUACGAUUUUAUUUUUACAUCUGUAUCAUCUAUGCCUACAAGGAACCAAAAUUGAAGCCACUAUAUUCCAGACACAUAGCCGAAAGUUGCCUUUGUUUUGGUUGUUGAAUGUACUCACCAUUACACUACUGUCUCCGUUAUUUGAUUGCCAAAUUUAUUUCUUGAUCAAGUUUUUCCCAUUCCACAUUCACCUGUUUUGAUUCAACCGUGGACUUGUGUUUAAAGUAAAUAAUAAUUGGAAUUCAUUUGACUUAUUUCAUCGCCAAAUGUUAAAUUGGUUUCAUUUUACACUCUGAUCUAUCCGCUAGAUUUAUGCUGUCUAAUUUUACAAUCUAGUCUCUCAACAUACCUAUUUUUGGACAAAUAUAAUUUUAGAUUAUAAUUUUAACCUAAUUGUUUCCAUAAAAUGGCUAACAGAUCGAACUCGAGAAUAAAAUGGCGUUUCGUGUUUGUUGCCAUUUCCUUUUAUGGUUUUAUACUCAACCAUGGGAUCAAAAACAUUCUUAGUGUAACUAUUGUUGCCAUGUCUGAUCCAGACACAAAUAACACCUCUUCCAGUGGCCUUACAACAACCCUGAUGUCCAGUUCAAAUGAUACAAACAGUAAUAAGCUCAAUUGGUCUCAUGACACACGUAAUACAGUACUUCAAGCCUUCUUUUACGGAUACACAGCAUCUCAGUUACCUGCAGGUAGAAUCGCAGAAAUUUUUGGAUCUAAACAUAUUUUUGGAACCGGUGUUUUUACUGCUUCAAUGUUGUCAUUUGCUUUUCCUUUUGCUGCUCGAUGGUCAGUUACGGCAGCAUUCAUUGUUCGUCUUUUCCAAGGACUUUGUCUCGGUGUUACCUUUCCAGCAAUGCAUUCAAUGUAUGCACGUUGGGCUCCUAUCAAAGAGCGAUCCAUUGUUGGCUCAUUUAUCUACUCUGGUGGACCUAUUGGAAUAGUAUUUUCUGGUACAUUAGCUGGCUAUCUUUCAGGAACUGAUUUUCUGGGUGGUUGGCCAGCCAUUUAUUAUAUCCUUGGGGCUUCAGGGGUUAUUUGGUAUAUUUUAUGGUUAACUCUAGUCUAUGAAUCUCCUGAAGAUCAUCCUUGGAUCAAUGAACGAGAAGUUGCCUUAAUUAAUUUGGGACGAGCUAAAACUAAAGAUUCAAAGGCGCCUUCGCUUCCAAUCGAGGAUUUAUUGACUUCAUUACCAUUAUUUGCGGCUAUUGUCAGUCAAUUUUCCUACACAUGGGGACUUUACGUGGUUGCUACUCAGGAACCAACCUAUUUGGCUGAAAUCUUAAACAUGAAGAUUGAAUCGAAUGGUUUACUUUCCAGUUUGCCACAUUUAUCUGCGGCUAUUUGUUCCAUGUUAUUUGGCGUUAUCUGUGACAGAAUCCGUAGAUCUGGUAGAUUUAGCAUCACCUGUUUGCGCAAAUUUUUCACCGCAAUUGGUGCUUUUGGUCCAGCUAUUUGUUUCAUUAUUAUUCCUUCACUGGGCACCGAUCGUGUUAAAGUAGUUGUCCUGUUCAUUGUGGCUAUUUCAUUAGGAGCAGCUACUCUUGCAGGAUCGUCGAUUGUUCAUGUUGAAAUGGCACCAACUUUUGCUGGAACUCUUAUGGGAAUCACAAAUUGCUUCAGCAAUAUGCCUGGUGUUUUGAUCCAAAGUGCUGUGAAAGAGUUUGUCGGGGAAGAUGAAACGUUGAAAAACUGGUCCAAAGUGUUCUAUUUGACGGCGGGUAUAUAUGCUCUGGGUGGAUUGGCUUUUGUACUGUUUGCUUCAGCUAGGCUUCAAACAUGGGAUCCCGAGUAUUCCAGACAGAAACAGAUAGUUCAUUGUAGAGAACCAACUUAUGGAACCACAGAUAGUACUGAUGGACAUACUAGCAGUGAACCUGAAAUUUAAACCUGGACUUUCAACGCUUUUCGCAUCAUCUGUUCCCAAUACUAACCAUUAUUCAGCUGUUCAUAACUGAUGUUAACAAAAAAAUAAAGGACUGUGAGUGAAUCUAUUGUGCAGAUUCGUUAAAAUGAAAGCAUCUCUGGCGCAUUUUACAAAUUAUACGGCUUAUGUAAUAUGAUUGGCAAAACUAAUCAAUAUCGACUUAUGAUUUAAUCAGGAAACAGCAAAUUUGUCUUCAAAGUAAAUAAAAGCAUAUAUUUGACCAUCGGCCCAGAUGAAAAAAGAAAAUCAAGCCACCUGAUGGAUAGAGAAAUCUUGCCAACUGUAUGAUAGUUGACUGUAUAUUGUAAAAUGAAAAACUAUGAAUUUAUUUCGUCUUCCUUAAAAGCCUAAAAAUCUUCAUCAACGGCUUGAAAUAUUUCUGGUUUAAGGCUAAUCAUGUGCACGGAUGGCGAAUUCAAUAAUCCAAAUACAAUCAAUGAAGUUGUAUAUAUAUAUAUCUUUUAAAGCUAUUUAAAUAUACAAAAAUUUAAAUAAAAUGUAAAUUUGACCUGAUAAAACAGCCCAGAAUGGGCUGAAUCUGAAGAACAAAUAAAAGCAUAUUUGUAUACAGUGUAUUUUCA
Molecule: messenger RNA, 3253 nt
Organism: Tetranychus urticae (two-spotted spider mite)
Lineage: Eukaryota; Metazoa; Arthropoda; Arachnida; Trombidiformes; Tetranychidae
Product: sialin
Biological process (GO): monoatomic anion transport; transmembrane transport
Cellular component (GO): membrane
Molecular function (GO): transmembrane transporter activity
Source: RefSeq, a predicted model, not a curated record